CUUUAGUUGAGUAGUGUUUGCAUCAUUUACGAUAUUUACAGCUGUGUACGACGUUGGUCGAGUAUAUAGGAAUUAUAUUUAACGUCUGUUUUAUAACAUAUAUACGCUGAGCUAUUUUUUGAUAAGUGGAUCAUAACAACCAGUACAACAAGAUAUCUUUGUAUUAUGCCUCUUUCUGAACAUACAGCAGAGUUAAAUGACCGAAUUGAAGGAUUUAUAACAGAAUUGAGAAAAGGUCAAGUCCUGGGUUCCUAUGAAAUUGCCAAAAAAACAGUGGAUAUUCUUAGAAGACUUGUGUCGCAGACUAGGUGGAGCAAUGCUGGGGAGAUUAUGGAUAUCAUACGGAGGGAGGGGAGACGAAUGAUGGAUGCUCAGCCAUCAGAGGCUAUUGUAGGAAAUAUGGUACGCAGAGUGUUGAAGAUUGUAAGAGAAGAAUAUGCCAGUGCAAGAGGGAAAGGUGAGGAAAACGAUCCACAAGAUUCACUUCAUAAACUGUUGAUGGCUGAAGACAAAACAGAUGAUUUUAGUUUGCCAAGUGUUAACCUUCUGGUCAGAAUUAUAGAAGCCAUAAAUGAAUUUUUAUCAGAGUUAGAAGGCAGCGGUCAUAAUAUCGCAAUUCAAGCGUUAGAACACAUCCAUUCCAAUGAAGUGAUCAUGACAGCUGGAAAAUCUCGAACAGUUGAGGCAUUUCUUAAAGGUGCUGCCAGGAAGAGAAAAUUUCAAGUGAUAGUAGCGGAGUGUGCUCCUUCAUAUCAGGGUCAGGAUCUGGCGGCUAGUCUUGGUAAGGCUGGUAUAGAGACCACGGUGAUAACAGACUCAGCGGUAUUCGCUAUGAUGUCAAGAGUCAAUAAAGUCAUUAUUGGUACACAUACUGUCAUGGCAAAUGGAGGAUUGAAAGCAAUGAAUGGAACACAUGCUAUAGCGCUAGCAGCAAAACAUUAUUCAGUACCUCUGAUUGUAUGUGUACAGAUGUUUAAAUUGUCACCAGAAUAUUUAUGUACUAAAGAUCAGAAAUCUUUCAACAAGCUGGAAACUCCCAACGAAGUUAUGAAAUUUUCAGAAGGACAACUUUUAUCUAAACUACAGAUUGCAAACCCAGUGUACGAUUAUGUGCCCCCUGAACUUGUAACUCUAUUCAUAUCAAAUCUUGGAGGGAAUGCUCCAUCCUACGUAUAUAGACUACUAAGUGAAAUGUACCAUGCUGACGACCAUGAACUCUGACCUUAUUUAACAACCUUAAUGUUUCCUGCUGAUGACUGUAUGAACUAUCUAAUAUUGAAAAUAAAAUGACAUUUGUCUUUUGAAAGGAUCCUUAA
Saccoglossus kowalevskii is the source of this 1316-nucleotide messenger RNA. RefSeq names its product translation initiation factor eIF2B subunit beta-like. Gene Ontology annotation, molecular function: translation initiation factor activity; guanyl-nucleotide exchange factor activity. The record is from RefSeq and is a predicted model, not a curated record. NCBI's taxonomy places the organism in Eukaryota, Metazoa, Hemichordata, Enteropneusta, Harrimaniidae. Gene Ontology annotation, cellular component: eukaryotic translation initiation factor 2B complex. Gene Ontology annotation, biological process: translational initiation.